Messenger RNA from Mesoplodon densirostris (Blainville's beaked whale), 6220 nucleotides. It is a transcript of the gene DSEL, whose product is annotated as dermatan sulfate epimerase like. The coding region runs from base 1258 to 4896 and encodes 1212 amino acids. The transcript is spliced from 3 exons. The record is from RefSeq and is a predicted model, not a curated record. Gene Ontology annotation, molecular function: chondroitin-glucuronate 5-epimerase activity; sulfotransferase activity. Lineage: Eukaryota; Metazoa; Chordata; Mammalia; Artiodactyla; Ziphiidae.
GGCACCGAGGAGCGGCGGCCGCGGCGGCAUCGCGUUCUGGACACGCCAGCGCUCCGCUGGACACGGCGUCCACGAGCGUGCCCGCCGCGCGCGGAUCUGCCUUCCGCGGUCCGGGGCUGCCCGGGGGGCGUCCGGCGUUCCCCGAGGGCGGGCGUGUCCGCGCGGCGCCGGCCGGGGCGCGAGCGCGGGGCCGCAGCCUGUUGCAGUGCGGGGGGCUCCGGGCCGGGGGCGCCGGGAGCCCUGCGGGGGGCCGCGCGGCCCGGCUCCCAGCGCAGAGCAGUUUUCUCCAACUCUCCGCCUCCGUCUCUUCCGGGCCCACCGCUGCCGGGAGACCCCGUCCGGACCUGCCAAGAAAGGAGUAUGUCAUGAAAAAGGAACAGAAAAGACACGUCACUGUUGGUGAAAGGGGAGUUUUCUUUCCCAGUUGGUGGUUACUUCAUGAUUGGAAGAGAAGUACCUAGGUGGCUGAAGAGAUUAGAUUUUCAUAGCUGUACCGAUGAAGCUGAUAAAAGAAGAUGGGAAAAUGCAUUCUCUGGGUCAUAAUAGGCUGAUGAGUAAGUAAGCCUGAAAAAAGACAGAUCUGAAAUGAGGACAGGAAUCUUGAGUGUUUUAAAACCAAGCAGGACUUUGAAUACUUGUUGAGGAUGUUUUUUUCCGAAAAAAUGGAGGAAGAAAAAAUUCUCAAAGCAAAAAGUGUAAAAAGCUGAGAGGAGUAACAACCCAGUCAGCUCCAAGAAUUGCAGUACUUUCAGCUUCUCUGAGCACACACAGGCAAAGGCAUCAGACAUGUAUGAUGAUCUUACCCCUGGUGAUGGCUUCCUGCUCCAGGAAUGACUUCUUAAUGUGGAUUUUGGAGUGCUUUUUUUUUCUUUUUUUUACAAUGUGUGUUUUUUGACUCUUUGUGUUAGGUAGAUUUAUGUCAAGGAAGUAAAUUGUGAAUUCAUGGUAUUUUUGACCAUCUCCACCCCUGUUCGCUGUGUGAUAUUGGAAAAUUAGAGGUUUUAACAUUCCUUGAAGUUUUACUUUACUGGAAGCAACACUGCAUCAGGCAAACAGAUCCACAGUGUAAGUUUUCUCUUUUUGGCAACUGUACUUGCUUUGAAUGAGCCGAAUGUCAGCUGGAUUUCACAGCAUAUCCAAUUUACAGUCUGUGUUUUAUCAAGGCCUUAAAUGUAUGUUUUAUACUCAGCAGAUGGGAAACACAUUGAGUACUGUGUUUGACAUGUAUGCCUAAGGAAAGGAGCUCCCUGAUGGAUCAUGGCGUUAAUGUUUACAGGACAUUUCUUAUUUUUACUGUUAGUGAUGUUUGCUUUCUCUACUUUUGAAGAAUCUGUGAGCAAUUACUCUGACUGGGCAGUUUUCCCAGAUGACAUAGAUCAGCUUAAGACACAGAAAGUGCAAGAUUUCAGACCCAACCAAAAGCUGAAGAAAAGUAUGCUUCAUCCACAUUUAUAUUUUGAUGCUGGAGAGAUCCAAGCAAUGAGGCAAAAGUCUCGCACAAGCCAUCUGCAUCUUUUUAGAGCUAUCAGAAGUGCAGUGAUGGUUAUGCUGUCCAACCCGACAUACUACCUACCUCCACCCAAGCAUGCUGAUUUUGCUGCCAAGUGGAAUGAAAUUUAUGGUAACAAUCUGCCCCCUUUAGCACUGUACUGUUUGUUAUGCCCGGAAGACAAAGUUGCCUUUGAGUUUGUUUUGGAAUAUAUGGACAGGAUGGUGGGCUACAAAGACUGGCUGGUGGAGAAUGCACCAGGGGAUGAGGUUCCAGUUGGCCAUUCCUUAACAGGUUUUGCCACUGCCUUUGACUUUUUAUAUAACUUAUUAGAUGAUCAUCGAAGGCAAAAAUACCUAGAAAAAAUAUGGGUUAUUACUGAGGAAAUGUAUGAGUAUUCCAAGGUCCGCUCAUGGGGCAAACAACUUCUUCAUAACCACCAAGCUACUAAUAUGAUAGCGUUACUCACUGGGGCCUUGGUGACUGGGGUAGAUAAAGGAUCUAAAGUAAAUCUAUGGAAACAGGUUGUAGUAGAUGUGAUGGAAAAGAUGAUGUUUCUGUUGAAUCAUAUUGUCGAUGGUACUUUGGAUGAAGGUGUUGCCUAUGGAAGCUACACGGCUAAGUCAGUCACACAGUAUGUUUUUCUGGCCCAGCGCCAUUUUAAUAUCAAUAACUUGGAUAAUAACUGGUUAAAAAUGCACUUUUGGUUCUAUUACGCCACCCUUUUGCCAGGCUUCCAAAGAACUGUGGGUAUAGCAGAUUCCAAUUAUAAUUGGUUUUAUGGUCCCGAGAGCCAAUUAGUUUUUUUGGAUAAGUUCGUCUUAAAGAACGGAGCUGGAAAUUGGUUAGCUCAGCAAAUCAGAAGGCACCGGCCUAAAGAUGGACCAAUGGUCCCCUCCACUGCCCAGAGGUGGAGUACUCUUCACACUGAAUACAUCUGGUAUGAUCCCCAGCUCACCCCACGGCCUCCUGCGGAAUAUGGUACUGCAAAAAUGCACACAUUCCCUAACUGGGGUGUUGUCACUUAUGGGGCUGGGUUGCCAAAUACACAGACCAAUACCUUUGUGUCUUUUAAAUCUGGGAAGCUAGGAGGGCGAGCUGUCUAUGACAUAGUUCACUUCCAGCCAUACUCCUGGAUUGAUGGGUGGAGAAGCUUUAACCCAGGACAUGAACAUCCAGAUCAGAACUCAUUCACUUUUGCCCCCAAUGGGCAGGUAUUUGUUUCCGAAGCUCUCUAUGGACCCAAGUUGAGCCACCUUAACAACGUACUGGUGUUUGCGCCAUCACCCACAAGCCAAUGUAAUAAGCCCUGGGAAGGUCAGCUGGGAGAAUGUGCACAGUGGCUUAAGUGGACCGGCGAGGAGGUUGGUGAUGCAGCGGGGGAGAUCAUUACUGCCUCUCAACAUGGGGACAUGGUAUUUGUGAGUGGGGAAGCAGUGUCAGCUUAUUCCUCAGCAAUGAAGCUGAAAAGUGUCUAUCGGGCUUUGCUUCUCUUAAACUCUCAGACUCUGCUAGUUGUUGAUCACGUGGAGAAGCAAGAAGAUUCCCCAAUAAAAUCUGUCAGUGCCUUCUUCCAUAAUCUGGAUAUCGAUUUUAAGUACAUCCCAUAUAGGUUCAUGAACAGGUAUAAUGGCGCCAUGAUGGAUGUGUGGGAUGCACAUUACAAAAUGUUUUGGUUUGAUCAUCGUGGCAGUAGCCCCAUUGCUAGUAUACAGGAAGCAGAGCAAGCCGCUGAAUUUAAGAAGCGGUGGACUCAAUUUGUUAAUGUCACAUUUCAGAUGGAAUCCACAAUCACAAGAAUCGUAUAUGUCUUUUAUGGGCCAUAUGUCAAUGUUUCCAGCUGCCGAUUUAUUGAUAAUUCCAAUUCUGGACUUCAGAUUUCUCUCAGUGUCAAUAAUACUGAACAUGUUGUUUCCAUUGUAACUGACUACCAUAACUUGAAAACAAGGUUCGAUUACCUGGGAUUUGGUGGCUUUGCCAGUGUGGCUGAUCAGGUCCAAAUAACCCGAUUUGGUUUGGGCACUCAAGCCAUAGUGAAGCCCAUAAGACGUGACAGAGUGAUUUUUCCCUUUGGAUUUAAAUUCAAUGUAGCAGUCGGGUUGAUUUUGUGCAUCAGCUUGGUGAUCUUAACUUUUCAGUGGCGGUUUUACCUUUCUUUUAGAAAGCUAAUGCGGUGGAUCCUCACCCUUGUUAUUGCCUUGUGGUUCGUUGAGCUGGUGGAUGUGUGGAGCACUUGCACUCAGCCCAUCUGUGCAAAGUGGGCGAGGCUGGAGGCCGAAACGAGCGCGAAGCCUGUGUCUCCCCAAGGGCACCGCAUCGAUCUUCCUGACAUCGUCAUUACCUCACUUCCUGGCUCAGGAGCUGAAAUUCUCAAACAACUCUUCUUCAAUAGCAGUGACUUUCUCUACAUCAGGGUUCCCACAGCCUACAUUGAGAUUCCUGAAACUGACUUUGAGAUCGACUCCUUUGUGGAUGCCUGUGAAUGGAAGGCGUCGGAUGUCCACGGUGUGCAUUUCCGUUUACUCCGAGGCUGGUUGCAGUCCUUGGUCCAAGACACAAAACUCCAUUUGCAAAACAUCCAUCUGCAUGAACCCAGCAGGGGUAAACUGGCCCAAUAUUUUACCACGAAUAAGGACAAAAAAAGGAAGUUGAAAAGGAGAGAGUCUUUGCCAGAACAAAGAAGCAGAAUGAAAGGCGCCUUUGAUAGAGACGCUGAAUACAUUCGGGCUCUGAGGAGACACCUGGUCCAUUACCCCAGCGCGCGGCCCGUGCUCAGCCUGAACAGUGGGAGCUGGACCUUAAAGCUGCAUUUCUUCCACGAAGUUUUAGGAGCUUCGAUGAGGGCCUUGUACGUGGUGAGGGACCCUCGGGCGUGGAUUUAUUCGAUGCUGUACAGUAGUAAACCAAGUCUUUACUCUUUGAAGAAUGUACCAGAGCACUUAGCUAAACUGUUUAAAAUAGAGGGAGGUAAAGGCAAAUGUAACUUAAAUUCGGGCUAUGCUUCCGAGUAUGAAUCAUUGAGGAAAGAAUUAUCAAAAUCCAAGCCACACGCAGUGUCCCUGCUGGCUCACGUGUGGCUAGCAAACACUGCAGCAGCCCUGAGGAUAAACACAGACCUGCUGCCUACCAGCUACCAGAUGAUCAAGUUUGAAGAUAUUGUGCAUUUUCCUCAGAAAACCACUGAAAGGAUUUUUGCCUUUCUUGGAAUUCCUUUGUCUCCUGCUAGUUUAAACCAAAUAUUGUUUGCCACCUCCACGAACCUUUUCUAUCUUCCCUAUGAAGGGGAAAUAUCACCAACUAAUACUAAUGUUUGGAAACAGAACUUGCCUAGAGAUGAAAUUAAACUGAUUGAAAACAUCUGCUGGACACUGAUGGAUCGUCUAGGAUAUCCAAAGUUUAUGGACUAAAUGCUGCAGAUGACAACUGAGGAGCAAACUCCAGAGCCUCCAGCCAGAAACUCAGCCUUCCAGCAAGGAGUGCAAGAGAGCAUGCACCUCUGCACUGGGACCAGGUGCCACAGAUCUAUGAUAGUAGGGUUCAUACCACUGAAGAGAGAAAUUCCUUUUCUUUCUUUCAUUGGUUUUCCUUGGAUAUUGCUGUCCACACCCCUGCUGAGGUUCACUGUAUGCAAAUUAGAAGACACUAUUUUGCUGAUUCUUGCAUAUGCCAGCUCUACUGCCCCCUACUUAUCAAACUGUAGGUAUUAUGGAUAUGCAAGAUAGGUUAUGCCAAUAUGUUGACACUGAAAAGAUGUGCUGACCCUACCAGAAGCCCUCCUCUGUGAUAUUGAUAAGUAACUGUGGCCAGAGCUGGGACUUAGAGUCAGAAUUCCUAUACUCACACACUCUAUAAUAUGGUACAAAGCAUAUAUAUCUGACCUUCCAUUACCGUAUCCUCCUGCUCUCACCAGUGAUCCCAGAGGUAACGUCUAUCCUGGAUUUUAUGUUUACCAUCCCCUUGCUCUUCUUUAUAGCUCCACUACAUAUGUCUCGAUCCUUAUCAACGUAUUGUAUAUUUUUGCAUGUUUGUAUACUUUAUGUAAACAGUAACAUAUUGCAUAUAUUCUUGUGCAACUUGCUUUUCUUUGCUCAAAAUUUUAUCUAAUGCAUGUUGAUGUUUGUAGGUGGAGAUCACUUAUUUUCAUCGUGGUAGGUUCCAAUAUAUGCUAUUAUCUGAAAUACCAUACUUUACGUAUCUUUCAUCUUGUUGGGUUUUGGGAAUAGUUUUAAUUUGGGCAAUUUCAAACAUUAUAUAUAAAACUGUUUAUAGAUGCUGUAUAAUGCACAUAUACAAGAAUUUUGUCAUUGUGUUUUGUUUGUACCCAGAACCUUCCCACCCAGCCGCACUCCAGCCUAGUAUAUAUAUUGAGGGCUCAAAGCACAUCAACUAUUCUUGGUACCAAAUUAUUAUUUUUACAGAUUGUUUGUACAAACUGACACUCUAGCCAUUGUAGAAAAGUUUGUGUUGCUCCAAAAUUUCUCCUGUACAUGACAUUUUCAUACUUUUAGAUGUUUUUCUGUCUAGUGGGGUAAAAGAGUGUUACGUUUCCUUUUUUCUUUUGCAGUUCUGUUAAUAACAUAGCACACGCAUGCAGCACGCGCACUCAUGCGCGCACGCACACACACAGUAGUCCUUACUUUUUCCAUUUGUGUUUCUUCUUUUGUGAAAUGAAAUCCAUGUUCAUGUCUUUUAUCCAUUUUUCCAUUGCAUUCCUUGUUUUUUCUCAUUGAU